This is a messenger RNA of Talpa occidentalis (Iberian mole), 1879 nucleotides long. RefSeq names its product F-box protein 39 (gene FBXO39). The coding region runs from base 169 to 1500 and encodes 443 amino acids. The transcript has 4 exons. The record is from RefSeq and is a predicted model, not a curated record. Gene Ontology annotation, molecular function: protein binding. Lineage: Eukaryota; Metazoa; Chordata; Mammalia; Eulipotyphla; Talpidae.
AGCGAGCAGAGGCGGCGUGCGGAGCAGGCAGGCGCGCUCACGGUCCCCGCAGCUCUAGGGGCGCAGCCCAGGGGGCCCAGCCUGAGCCGAAAACAAGUGACUGCCUUUCUUUCCUCAUUUUUGGAAGCCCUGCCUACCACACAGCUGCAGUGGAUACCUCAGUCCCCAAUGGACGAAGAAAGCCAACUGAGCCAUCCCCAAGAACAGAGCUGCUGGGCUAGCCUGCCGGAUGUGUGCCUGCGUCGUGUCUUCUGGUGGUUGGGAGACAGGGACAGGUCCAGGGCAGCCCUUGUCUGCAGGAAGUGGAACCAGAUGAUGUAUUCAGCUGACCUCUGGCGAUACCGGACUAUCACAUUCAGCGGGAGGCCUUCCAGGGUGCAUGCUUCUGAAUUCGAGUCAGCUCUCUGGUAUGUGAAGAAAUUUGGUCGUUAUCUGGAGCACCUGGAGAUCAAAUUCCUGAAUCCUUACAAUUCUGUCUUGACCAAGAAGUUCCAGGUCACCAUACGGGGCCUCCUCUCAUGUCUGGGUAGGAGCAACAACCGCUUGAAGUCUCUUUCCAUCCAGCACCUGGAGCUGGACCGACUGGUCUGGAGGAACAGCAUCCGGUGCUCCUUCAUCAAGAGCUUGAGCUUCUUCUUAAAGAAAAUGGGUAAACACCUGGAUUAUCUCAACCUCAAGGGGGCCAGACUGACCGUGGAGCAGGGCUGCCAUGUCCUCAAUUCCCUGAGCUACUUAAGGAACGAGAGUACAAUUUCAGAGCUCAACAUCGAGGACUUCUUUAGCCACCACCUCGCCGUCUACAGCAGCCCCCAGUUCAACAAGACAAUGGCCACACUCCGCAACCUGGCUUCCCUGACCCUCAACUACAACUGCAUCUCUGACGAGCUGCUUGAGAACUUGUGCGAGAACAACGCCAGUACCCUCUGGACCAUGAACAUCAAAUGCCACAUCCAUGACCCCCAUGGGCAGGUCGUCUGGGGCAUGUCCUGGGCCAAGCUGGCCAGGCAUGCCCCCCAGCUAAAGGUGAACUUCUUCUUCGAGCGGGUCAUGAAGUAUGAGCGCUUGACUCGGAUCCUCUUGCAGGAGAUCCCUUGCAGGAGUAUCAGUCUGAGAAGCUGCUAUUUCAGUGACCCAGACUGGUCGAUGAGGCCCACGCUGCAGGAGCUCCUGCCCACCUUCCGGCAUACUCUGCAGAAAUUAACGUUCGAGUUCAACAACAACCAUGAGUCACUUGACGAGGAGCUACACUUCCUGAUCAUAUCCUGCAGGAAGUUAUUUUACUUCAAAAUCUGGGCUUUCCUUGAUGUUAAGUUUGUGGAGCGGAUCCUGAAGAGUCAGGAGGAAGGACAGUGUGCCCUGCGCACUCUCAAAGUGAGAAUUUAUACAAACAGAUGUGAGACAAAUGAAGAGGACAGGACACUCCGGGAAAUUUACAGGAAGUACAAAAAGCUCAUUGAUUCAGAGCUUAACUAUUUUGUCAUCGCUUACCCCAUGAUGUAGUAAGCACUGUCCAGAGAAAAAAAGCUAGAGCACUUUGAACUUGAAAACCCAGUUCUUGUAAUACUGCAUUUGGGGCCUCUCCAACCUUCACCCCUUUUUCUUUUCUCUCUCUUUUUUUCCCAGUUCCACAGCAGUGUAAACACCCAGCAAAGGCUGGGGCUGCUGAAGAAGUGAUGGCCCCAAGUGACUUUAAAAUCCUAUCUUUACCAACUAUCCAAGGUGAUUUCUCUUUUUUGUCGUUUGGUUUUGUUUUCUGACACCCUCCCUCAGUCAAAGCCACUUAGAGCAGGUUCUUAACUCUGACUGCUGCUAACCUACACUCCUAGCCAUGCUUAACUAGCCAUGGAGCAAAGAGAACCACAUUUUCUACUGACAUAAC